Molecule: messenger RNA, 1749 nt
Organism: Nasonia vitripennis (jewel wasp)
Lineage: Eukaryota; Metazoa; Arthropoda; Insecta; Hymenoptera; Pteromalidae
Exons: 5
Coding region: 379-894 (171 amino acids)
Source: RefSeq, a predicted model, not a curated record
GGAUGGCGGCCCGUCUAGAAUGCGUUUCGCUGUGCGAUCAUGAGAUCAGCGCCAUCUCUCCUACAACGACGAAACUCUCACAGUGAAUGCCGCGCUAUAUGUUAGUAUAUCAGUAUAUGUUUUUAUGGCCAAGUUUGAUUGUAUACAUGUCAGGUAUAUAACGAGAGGCGAGACAGACCCGUUAACAUUAUCAGACUAUCAGAGGUUAUAAUAAAAAGAUUCACUGCGAAAGAAGUAUAUAAUUAUACGCAAGUACAUAAUUGUGAAAUGUAACGAAAGCCCAAAAAAUUGUUUAGAUUAAUCCUAUUAGUGUGCAAGUUAUCACCUUAAAAGGACGUAGAAAUUCCUCGAGACCACUGCGAGGACUACUGCAAGAGUAUGUCUGAUCCUGAUGGCAAUGAAGAGGAAGAAAAUGAACCCCAUGCCUACAUUCACAUACCCCCAGAGAAAAUAGGAGAAACAUUUGAGCGAUAUGUAGUGCCUGUCAGUCCACUAAGAAAAUUUGAUUACGCUCAAUACGUAAUAAAUUCUGCCAUGUUUGAUAAGAAGCUCGUAAAGUACAAGGACAGCACAUCAGGAAAUAAAGUUAAAUGCUUUGUCUUGUAUGCAGCAGAUAACUUUCAUUUAGUGCAAUCAAAAAUUAACUCCGGAAAAAGAUUUGGUAUACCUUCAGCUGUCCAUGAGAAAUCUAGUGGACUUCCUGACAACUCUAGUAUAAAAGAUAAGGAGAAUUCUGAUUCAAAUAAUAGGCAGAAUAACGACACAUUGAAAAAUUUGAAACGAGCUAAGUCAGCAAGAAAGAACUUGAAGAAAUCAAAAGCGCAAUCAUCUAAAGAAUCUUCUGAAGAGAUUUUUAAAAAAUAUCUAAAAACUUUUACAAAUCCUGAGGCAUAAUUCAAAAAACAGUAACCCCAGGAUGGAUGAAGAAAACGAUCAUUCAGCAUAUAAAUCCGUAAUAAGGGUGUAUAAAGAUCAAUUAAAUUUUUUUAAAAAGAAAUAUGAAGAAUCACAAAAACAAUUGAAUGAAUGGAAGUUGAAGUAUGAGAAUAUCUCUACAUGUAACAGUACAACAUCUGGCUUGACAGAUGGAGCAUUGUUAGAAUAUUAUGAUAAACUUUAUAAGUAUUCUGGACCUUUACAAAUCGAUGACAAUUCUGACUGCUUAAAACUUCUUCAUAAUGUUGAGUGUAACAUUGUAGCAUAUAAAGAUGCAUUCAAAUCAUCAAAACCAAUUCAGGUUGUUCGACUAUUAAUGUUUGGCAUUUAUGGAUACUAAGACCUAUUAACUCGUUGCCAAAAAAAUGAAAAAGAAACAGCUGGUUUACAGCCAUUGUGUAAAAUAAGGAGUGAAGCCAUUGAAAGAGAGCUUUACAGAUUUUUAAGACUCAACAAUUAUAAUGCACAACUAAUAAAGCUGGAACUUCAAGAAAUCGAUAAGUAUUAUCAUAAUGCACUCUCAUGUGCCAAACUGAAAAGAAAACGUAAUGAUAAAGUGCAAAGAGCUUUAGAUGAUCUGGAACGGCAAAGAAAUGAUUUCCAGAGUGAACAGUGAUAAUCGUUUAUUAUGGAGAGUGAUACAAGUAUUUUUUAAGAAAUAAAAUACAAGAUAAAUAUUAAGUUUUUUAUAUUAAACUUUCAGUAUUUAUGUUUCGUUACUAAAAGCUGAAUAACAUUAUAAAUGUUAAAGUACAAACUCGAUUAAUAAUACAAUGAAUGUAGUUAAUGAAAAUAAAUAUAUUACCAAAUGUA